Osmia bicornis bicornis is the source of this 5589-nucleotide messenger RNA. Its product is annotated as box A-binding factor-like. Gene Ontology annotation, molecular function: RNA polymerase II cis-regulatory region sequence-specific DNA binding; DNA-binding transcription factor activity, RNA polymerase II-specific; zinc ion binding. The transcript has 8 exons. Gene Ontology annotation, biological process: negative regulation of transcription by RNA polymerase II; positive regulation of transcription by RNA polymerase II; cell fate commitment. Lineage: Eukaryota; Metazoa; Arthropoda; Insecta; Hymenoptera; Megachilidae. Bases 1662 to 4853 code for a protein of 1063 amino acids. The record is from RefSeq and is a predicted model, not a curated record.
UCUCCUCUCCUUGCAUUUGCUUGCUCGUUCGCUUUGCUUGCCUAGCCCGCCUGUUUGCCUGCUACGCAAACAAUUUUUCGCUCCACACCCCGCGCACCCUCUCCUAGGGAAUUCACGCACAUACGGGGUCGAGUGUCUGUCGUUUGUCGCGCGCUUUUCCUUACCUAUUUUCAUUUUUUUUUUUUUUUCUCUCUCUUUGAAUAGUAACAAAGGAAAAGAGAAAACAGGGACACGGAUAUUUUCACGAAGUCUAUCCUUCGGUUUUGCGGUGUUGUAAAAACAAACUGGUCGUUCCUUUUCGAAGAGGGAUUACGUCGCGUUGCUCCAAUUCCUUCGACUUUCGAGGCGAGAAAGUCUUAAGUGGUCUGUUUGUUUAUCUUAACUGGUGUCGACUCGUAAGGACUUAGAAGAACUUGACGCUGUGUUCUAUGCACGUUCACGGGUGGAGGUAACGGUACCGGCAAAUUCGACCCCUUCGCGUACCGAGAAAGAAACGGGUAACCAGGGAGAAGGUUACGAAGAAACGAGGGCCGAAUGUAUGCGGUAUCGGGACGAACUAAUAACCAUCUCUCAUCCCGCAGCUGCGAGCCGAGAGCUAGAAAAUUAACUCGAAAAUCCUCUCGACUUAAUAUCCCAUUACGGUCUCGAUGCGAACAUAGUGGGGCACCGCUCACGACCUACGACCUCUCGACGACUGAUUUAUUACCGCUUCGCUCCCUCUGUUUCUUGGCUCGUCUCUCUUUUCCAUAAACUCUCCUACGGAUCUUUAGCUCGGCGAACGAAAUCGCGGUCAAAUUAUUCGAGAUUAUCGAGGAGAAAAUUUACUUGAACUCGAACGAUUUUAUAUUCCUUCUAAAGAUGCUCCAAACCCCCCUCGGAAAACUAGUAUCGCGUUUAAGUACCAAAAGUUUCAGAAAAAAAGAGCAGUAAACGCGUGACAUAGUUAUCGUCCGCGCAGUUAACCGUUUACGAUCGUCCGCUGAAAAGUGCCCUGGCGGAAAGUCGGUGGUUUUAGACGCAGGUUUACGAGGGUGGCGCUUAACCGGGCUUGGAAUUCGAGAGGGAAAAUUCGUCGGAUGAGCUGACCGAGGGAUGAAAAGAAAGGAAAAAGCGUGUCGAGUCUGUUGCGUCGCGAUCGACACCCUUCUCGUGUUACGCCACGCAGUCUGCGUUUUGUUGUUUCGCGGCUCGUGACGGUUGACACGGAAAACGGAUCGUCCUCAGGACUCGAGUGUCCACCUUGAAACACUCCACACGGGAAUGUCUUGUUUCGUGUCUGUCGUUGGGAGUUUCCUUGACUCCUAGACGGAUCGUUGAUGGAUCCCUCUAUUACGAGGAUCGAUCGUUUAAAGAAAUCGGUAAAGGAUCGGUAAUUGGGAGGUCUUAAGAUUCAUGGCUCGUUUGUCGUUCCUCGAGACGCGGGUUCGGUCGGGUUCGAAAGUUAAUGGGGCUAGACGAAUCCGGGAACGGUGGGGGUUGAAACUCAGCUCGACCGUGUUUUGUAAAAAACCACCAGAGAAAUUCGACACGCGGUAUAUUCCCUGGUAGUCGUCGAAAUAAGUCCCAGUGGAUUUCGAUAAAUUCCCUUCGAGAAACUUGUACGAGUUCGCGACGCGGCCGGUUAGUUUUAGACGAGCCGCGAACGCAGGUCCGCUUCCGGUAUGGUUUAUGGCUCAUGGGGUACCCUUGCUGUUUCUCCCUGUCACCUUCUUUCCUCCCCCAGCUGCGCGCCAACGGUCGGCAUUGUUUCCCGUCUCGGGACAUCGCCAAUGAUUCAACUGCGGUCUCCCUUUCUUUUUCGUUUUUCUCUUUUAAAAGAACUGCUCGAGUACGCGGACGAAGGGACGGAGUAUGGGAGGGAAAGAGUCAUAGAGGUCGUUGGAGAAGAGAGAAGCGAAGAGUACGAGGAAGAGAGAACGGAUAAACAGAUGCGUUCGAAAAGCAGGGCGAUAGUUUCGGAGCUUUUUCGAGGGCAGCAGGAACACCAGCAGCAGCAGCAGCAACAACAUCAGUUAGGGUAUGGAAAGCGCGAAGCCGACGAAGGCGGGGACGCGGUGGGCGUGCUGGAGGCGGGACAGCAGGAAAUUGAAAAUGGCGCGAUCGUGAAGUCGAGUAGCAUCGAAGCUGUGGUUAUUACAGUUUCGUCGAAUCAUGGAAACGAUGCCAGCGCCACGUACGAAUUGCAUUCCCUCGAUUAUCACGAUCCGGUCCUUCGAGAAAGGGUAUAUCUGGAACAGGAUUCCAGUUGCUACGGGGGUGGUAACUCGAGCAACGGGGAGGAGCAAGAGCAGCAACAACAACAGCAACAAAGGGAACAACAUCGUCAGCAACAGGUUUCCCAGCUCCCCCACCAGCAGCAACAACACCAUCAACAUCAAACCCAGAACCACCACCAUCGAGCUCAGUAUGUCGAGCUGGGGGCGAGAGAGCACUCGGUUGGAAAGGGUGGGGAUAACGAAGAGGCGAGUGAGGGCUCCGCGUUGCCGGAGGGAAAACGAGCCGACAGUCACGCGCCUCGCUCGACGAUGCAUCGUUACGGUACUGAGGCGCUCUCGCCGACCGCGACCGAUCAUCACAACCACCACCACCACCACCACCAGCACCUCCACCUCCAUCAUCGCCACCACCAUCAUCAGCAGCAGGAACAGCAGCAGCCGCAGCAUUUGCAGUCGGACGAUUCCCAACGUAGCGCGCUUUCGUCGACCGGUCAUCGUCGCUUGGACGAACACGAAUCGCAGUCGCAACCGCGCUCGCAAUCGCAAUCGGUUCAACAGCAGCACCAGCAGGUAGAGGAAGACGCGGAGAGAGCUAGCGGUAUCGUGGCAGCAAUGAGAGGUGCACGGGGUGACUUCAGUUUGAACGUACUGUUCCCGAAUCUCGGUAUCGCCGGUGCUAACAGCACCGCCGGUGACGUCGGACCGGCCGAUCAUCAUCAUCAACAGCAGCACCAUCAUCAACAACAACAUCAUCCUCAUCAUCAUUCGUUGGACGAGGUGUUGCCGGACGAUGCGUAUCUUCAGCAUCAGAUACGCGGUGGAAGUGGAGGUGGUGGCGGAGGUGGUGAGGGUAGUAACGGCGGUGGAGGAGGUGGAGGUGGUGGAAGUGGUGGUGUGGACAAUGGCGGCGGUGGCGGAGGAUCGCCGACUCUUCGGACCGGUAGUUCACCGGGAUCCAGUCGCAGCCCGCACGACGAUCAAGGACUCUCGUCGCCGCAUCGUCGAGGCCAACCGGACGGCGGUUACAGCCCUACCGAUCAGGGUAGACAAUCGUACGCUCACUUGACGGCGAUGCAACCGCCGUCCUCGGUACAACCGAACCACGGUCUCGGUCAAGAUGCCGAUCGCGUAUCCGAUCAGCUCUACAUGGAGUCGAUGUACACACAUCACGCGACCGGAACGCCGCAUCAUCAUCAGGAUCACGAGCAAGGAUCGUCUGCUCCCCACUCGCCCAGCGGUCCUUUACCAAGCUCUUUGUAUCGGACGAUGAGCGGCGUUAGCACGAUGACCGCGAGUGCGGCAGGAAGCGGAGGCGCUUACUCGCUUCCUUACAUGACCGCCAGCCCCACGGAAUUGACCGGUUCGCCGCAACAGCUAUGGAACGCACAAGGUGCGUUGAGCGCGGCACUUCCGUCGAUUUCGGAGGAUUACGGCGGUGGCGGCAAGUCCUCGGGAACGGUGACACACCAGGCUCUUCCAGGAUUUUCGCAACCAUUCUGCGGCAGAGCGAGUUUCCGAGGAUACAGCCCGUCUUAUUCGAGUCAACAGAGCAGCGCAGGAGUCGGAGCGGCCGGUGUCGACGCGUCUUCCUGGAGUUACGCCUCGUCGACGAACGACGCGUUGAGCACCCAAUACGCGACGCCCUCCAGACGACAACCGGUGAAUCCGUCCUCGACGCCCACGCAGCAUCAGCUUAGCGCCACGGCUAGUCUUAGCGCCAUGCACAACAUCGAGGCGGAAUACUUUACGGAGGGCCGCGAGUGCGUAAAUUGCGGUGCAAUUUCCACUCCGUUAUGGCGGCGAGACGGUACCGGACAUUACCUCUGCAACGCAUGCGGUCUCUACCACAAGAUGAACGGAAUGAAUCGUCCCUUGGUGAAGCAGCCGCGGCGAUUGUCCGCUUCGAGACGCGUAGGCACCUCUUGCAGCAACUGUCAAACCACCAUGACGUCGCUCUGGCGUCGGAACACUUUGGGCGAGCCGGUAUGCAACGCGUGCGGCCUCUACUAUAAGCUUCACGGGGUGAACAGGCCUCAUACAAUGAAGAAGGACAGCAUCCAGACACGGAAGAGGAAGCCGAAGGGCGGAAUGAAGUCCACCGACACACCGAUCUCUGGAUCCGUCGCCGCUUGCGCGAACAACACCACCGCCACCAGCAAUAACAACAAUAACAAUAAUAAUAAUAACAACAAUAAUAACAGCUUGAAGUUGGAACCAGACACCUACGGCGACCUGAGGAUGAGCCACGCAGGAAUGCCUCAAGUGAGCUACGGGAACGCGUUGUACGGGAGCACCCAGCCACCCAGUAGGAUAGUCUCCUAUCAGCCGACGUAUUACGACAUGAUCGCUAACCAGCAACAGCACCAACACCAGCAGCAACAGUUGCAGCACCAGUCGCAGCACCCUCACCAGCACCCACAGCUGAUGGAGACCCACUCGCCGAAAGUUGAAUGCCCGUCGCCGCCGUGCGCGAAUCGAUCGCCGGUGAUGAUAUCAGCUGGUCAUUCGCCGGAUCAUCAUCAGCUCGCUACACCGCACAUCGUGACCCUCGGCAAUUCCUCGCCAAGCGCGGCGACCAAGAUGAUACUUGACAACGGUCAUCUGGACAGACCCACCGUCGUCUCGAUAUCCUCUUAAAACCCGCGAUCGUGUAUCUCGUUCCUCGAUACACCGCGAGAUCCUUUCUCCUCUUAACGACGUUUCGUUUUCGCCUCUCGACGACGGGGCGAAAGGAUUAAUUUCGAGGGAAGGAGAAACCGCGGUGUGUAAUUCCUUCUUUCGAUAGAAAACCGCGGGAAAACGAGAACUCUUCUUUCCGACGAACACCGGACUCGUUGUAAAUACUUUCGCCUAAUGAUAAUAUUGUAAAAGGCCGAACCAUUUGUUCUUUCCACAGCUGCAUGGAUUUUUAAUCGUUAAGAUCGUGCGAUCGCAGCCGAUUACUCGAUGCGUCGUUUCUCUCUAAGUGUAAAUAGACGGUAAUGCUAAAAUAUUCUUAAGCGAAAACGUUAAGGGUAGGAUCGAAGACACUUGAUAUCUGAUAAUAAUAAUAAUAAUAACGAUACUAAGGAUAAAUAAUAAUGAUAGUGAUAUGAUAAUAAUAUUAGUAAUAAUGAUGAUAAUAAAUAAUAAUCGUUAUGUUUAUCAAUCUAGUCGCGUUGUACGGCGCGUCUAAGACUUGAAAUAUUUAGGACGCGUGUAGACGAUGACAUGGACCAGGACGAACGCAACGACGACUACGAAUAGAAUAUGCCAGCAGAUAAAAAAAAAAAAAAAUAAUAAUAAUUGGAUUUCCCUCGGAAUCUUCACGUUCGUAUAUUUCCAAAGUGUAUUGUAAGAAAUCGGUUGUUUUUGAAUAAAAAGGGAUAUUUAA